GCUAACCCCCCCGCUCUUCAAAUAUUCUGCUCUCAACAGGAAUUCAGACGAGGACGGACGGAUCGCACGGCGGGCAACGAUCAGACUCUGCGCUUCUGCAUGCCGGCGAACACACAGGUACCCAGGGGACCAAGCCUGGAACCGGCACGUAGCUGGCAUCUCUGAGAUGCUCCUCAUUCCAUCUCUAUGGAUAUAGCAAAGGAAAUCUACCACGUCAGCUAUAACCGUCAGGACGAGGUCUCAUCCUGCUGUGACUUGGAUGGAAAGAAGAACAUCUUGGUCUCCAUGAGUCGUCUUCCUCAGGACUGCCUGAGCCUAAUAGAGAUUGCCCUGGUGCUAAAUACCAUGGGGUGCAUCCACAGUCUAAGCUGCAAGCCCAAGGUCUUUCGAGAGUCCAUUUCUGUCCUGGACAUCAAAGCCACCAUUGAUUCCACGCCCACCAGGAUUGACGAGUCAUCUAGUGUCGUGUUGAGAUACAGGACGCCCCAUUUCCGAGCCACUGCUGAAGUCUUAGUGCCUCCGAUCUCUGGCAAGGAGACGUGGAGGGUGGGCUGGAUUCAGGCCUGCAACCAUAUGGAGUUCUACAACUACUAUGGAGACUUGGGCAUGUCCAGCUGGGAACUUCCAGAUUUGGAGAAUGGUAAAAUCCCAGCCAUUAGUGACUCAGAUGGAGUUAACUACCCUUGGUAUGGCAACACUACUGAGACCUGCACUGUUACUGGCCCCACCAAAAGGGACACCAAGUUUACUGUCAGUAUGAAUGAUAAUUUCUACCCCAGUGUGACGUGGGCAGUGCCUGUUAGCGAUUCCAAUGUGCCUAUGUUGACAGGCAUCCGGAGGGACCAAAGUUUCACCACUUGGUUGGUGGCUAUCAACAUGGCCAGUGGUGAACUUGUUAUCCUACAUACCAUCAAGUGGAGGAUGAAACUGGAGAUCGAGGUCAAAUCCACCUUACCACUAGGACAGCGCGCCAAACUGCAGGAACCCUUUGGCCAGGAGCAGCCACAAGUGCUCACCAAAAAUGAACCCAUUCCUCCUAGUGCCCUUGUAAAACCGAAUGCCAAUGAUGCACAGGUACUUUUGUGGAGGCCAAAAAACAAACCGGCAGUAGUUGUGAUACCCCCAAAACGUCGGUGAGCCUCAGAAAGUAGAUAAUGGCUGCUAAUGAACAUGUAAUAAUACCAAAAAAGGUCAAAUAACUAUUUUUGCUUUCUUGAAUCCUUGGGUAUCACUGUGUUAUUUUUUACACAAGAACAUUGUUACAUGACUGAGUUACGAGGAGGUAUAAUCAGGAAUGCACAACUUACGCAGGUACCUUCUUAAACCUUCAAC
Messenger RNA from Nanorana parkeri, 1332 nucleotides. RefSeq names its product family with sequence similarity 78 member A (gene FAM78A). The record is from RefSeq and is a predicted model, not a curated record. The coding region runs from base 187 to 1137 and encodes 316 amino acids. NCBI's taxonomy places the organism in Eukaryota, Metazoa, Chordata, Amphibia, Anura, Dicroglossidae. The transcript is spliced from 3 exons.